AUGGAUGCUGUGAGCCUCUCAGUGAACGGUGUGUCCUACACCGAGGCGGCAGAGCUCUCCAAGCCAGACGACCCGUUUAACGGACCCCUCAAGUCCAUCGCGCCCUGGAACUUCACCGUCCUGGCCGUGCUGAUGUUUGUGGUCACCUCGCUGUCUCUGAGCGAAAAUUUCCUCGUCAUGUUUGUCACUUUCAAGUUCAAACAACUCAGACAACCCCUGAAUUAUAUCAUAGUGAACCUGGCCAUCGCCGACUUUCUCGUCUCCCUCACCGGUGGACUUAUAAGUUUCAUGACAAACGCCAGGGGUUACUUCUUCCUCGGGACGUGGGCUUGCGUCGUGGAGGGGUUUGCUGUUACUUUUUUCGGGAUCGUGGCCCUGUGGUCGCUGGCCGUUCUGUCCUUCGAGCGCUUCUUUGUGAUCUGCCGGCCGCUGGGGAACAUCCGGCUGCGAGGGAAGCAUGCGGUGCUGGGGCUGCUGUUCGUCUGGACCUUCUCCUUCAUUUGGACCUUCCCUCCCGUGCUGGGCUGGAACCGCUACACUGUGAGCAAGAUCGGGACCACCUGUGAGCCUGACUGGUAUUCGACCAACAUUACGGAUCACAGCUACAUCAUCACUUUCUUCAGCACCUGUUUCAUUCUGCCUCUGGGCGUCAUCAUCUUCUGCUAUGGCAAGCUCCUACGGAAGCUCAGGAAGGUGUCUCACGGUCGUUUGGCCAAUGCCAGGAAGCCGGAGCGGCAGGUGACCCGCAUGGUGGUGGUGAUGAUCGUGGCCUUCAUGGUGGGCUGGACGCCGUACGCGGCCUUCUCCAUCGUGGUCACGGCUUGUCCAACCAUCUACCUGGACCCCAGGCUGGCCGCCAUCCCCGCCUUCUUUUCCAAGACCGCCACCGUCUACAACCCAAUCAUCUACGUCUUCAUGAACAAACAGUUCAGGAAGUGCCUAAUCCAUCUCUUCACCGGCAUGGGGACCAUACCAGAGAGCAACCUGAACCAGACCUCAGACCGGCCUGUGAUGACCGCCGAGAGUCAAACAGGAGAAAUGUCAGCCAUCGCCGCCCGCAUCCCCGUGGGUGCCACCGUGUCGCCCAAGCUGGAGGAUCCGCCCAGCGACUGCGGCCCUUUUGCGCAGCUCCCCAUCCCGGAGAACAAAGUGUGUCCUAUGUAACCUGUUAGGCCAUCGCUGUCACCGCUCUCCCACCCUGUCCUGUCCUCGUCUGUCCCCCAGAGUCUACGCCAGCUUCUGGUAGUCUAGCUACAGUGUGUUUCAAAGGUGUCUGGGCCUCGACACGAUUUUUUUAGGUUUUGGCUCUGUAUGCUUUGGAGAUGACAU
Myripristis murdjan (pinecone soldierfish) is the source of this 1329-nucleotide messenger RNA. RefSeq names its product vertebrate ancient long opsin a (gene valopa). Gene Ontology annotation, cellular component: membrane. Gene Ontology annotation, biological process: visual perception; G protein-coupled receptor signaling pathway. Gene Ontology annotation, molecular function: G protein-coupled receptor activity. The transcript has 5 exons. Lineage: Eukaryota; Metazoa; Chordata; Actinopteri; Holocentriformes; Holocentridae. The coding region runs from base 1 to 1164 and encodes 387 amino acids. The record is from RefSeq and is a predicted model, not a curated record.